GCACACCACACACACACACACAAGUUUCUUUCUAAGCAAUAGUCCGUCGUCCCCUGCAACGCAAGAAGGCUCACAGCGCCGGCCAUGGCCUCCUCGUGGUCCACCGGCAUCUUCGGCUGCUGCGACGAUGUCAGCGGCUGCUGCCUGACGUGCUUCUGCCCGUGCGUCGCCUUCGGGCGGAUCGCCCACAUCGUCGACAAGGGAACCUCGUCUUGCUGUGUGCGCGGGACGGCGUACAUGCUGCUGGCCUGGGUGGGGCUGGGCUGCCUCUGCUCCUGCUGCUACCGCUCCAAGAUGCGGGAGCAGUACGGGCUCAAGGAGAAGCCCUGCGCUGACUGCUGCGUCCACUUCUUCUGCGACCCCUGUGCCCUCUGCCAGGAGUACCGCGAGCUCAAGAGCCACGGAUUCGACAUGAGCCUCGGGUGGCACGCGAACAUUGAGAGGAUGGGGAAGAGCGCUCCGACUGCUGCGCCUCAGGCUUACCCAGGGAUGACUCGCUAGUGUGUCGCCACUACCCAUCGAUGUAUCCAUGGAUAAUGUCAGCUUCAAGCACAACAAAAAGGAUGCCAACCAGUCUACCAACUUCUACUUCUGUAUUGUAUUGUAUUGUAUUGUAGUGUCGCGAGUUAGUUCAUUUGAUUGAAUUUGUCAUCAUGUGUUUGCUUUUCUGUUGUUGCAAGUAGUUUUCCAUCCGUCCAUCCCCACCAUCUGUGAUGGUGUUUACACAUUUCAAUAAGAUCUAUUGAAUCCUUGUGUGGAAAUAGAUCAGUCCACUUUGUCUAUGUA
Triticum urartu is the source of this 786-nucleotide messenger RNA. The record is from RefSeq and is a predicted model, not a curated record. Lineage: Eukaryota; Viridiplantae; Streptophyta; Magnoliopsida; Poales; Poaceae.